Sesamum indicum (sesame) is the source of this 2426-nucleotide messenger RNA. NCBI's taxonomy places the organism in Eukaryota, Viridiplantae, Streptophyta, Magnoliopsida, Lamiales, Pedaliaceae. The record is from RefSeq and is a predicted model, not a curated record.
AACAAUUUCUCCAAAAAAUCACCCAAAUACAAAGUAAAAUGGUUGAUUCUGUUGCAACAAUAGCUCCUGAAACACUUCGGGACCUGUUGAUUGAGGAAGCAAAGUUUUUAUCGAGUGUGGACGGUGAGGUUGAGGAAGUCCGUAGGCAGCUCAACAUCAUGCACUGUUUCUUGAAGGAUGCUGAUAGGAGGCAAGAUCGGUACAAUUCACAGACAGACCAGAAUUGGGUCGCUGAACUUCGCGAUUUGUCCAUUCAAGCUGAGAAUGUACUAGAAAGAUAUGUCAUUGAAGUGGUGUCCAGAAGAGAAGGAAAAGGCCUUAAAAGGGUUCUCAAAAGAUUCACUUGUAUAUUGAACGAGUGGUCGAGAAUGCACCAAAUCGGAGAAGACAUUAAAGAUAUCAAGUCUCGUAUGUCCGACCUCACCAAACAGUCGAAGUCCAUGAGUGUAGGAGACAACUCAUCAAGUUUGGUAGAUGAUAUCGAUUGGUCGAGAAGAACGUAUGGGCAUGAGGCUGAAAAAUAUUUUGUAGGAAUGAAGGAGGAUAUUAAACAGUUAGAAUCAGUUAUGACAACUGAUGACAAAUCAAAUGGAGUGAUUUCCAUAUGUGGCAUGGGAGGCUUGGGAAAGACCACUCUUGCUACUAAAAUUUACAAUGGGGAGGCCGUGCAGCGAUGCUUCAAAUAUCGUGCUUGGGUUUGUGUAAGCCAGCAAUUUCAACCUAGAACUAUUUUAAAUCUUGAUUCGUACCUCCAACAUGGGAAAGGUUUGGAGAAUGACAAAAAAGUAAAUCAAAUACUAGAUUUGAGUUACAAUGUGCUCCCUUACAACCUGAAACCAUGCUUUUUGUAUUUGGCAUGUUUUAAAGAGGAUCAAGAAAUAGAUACAGAAAAACUAUAUUUACUAUGGAUGGCUGAAGGAAUGAUUUCUUCAGAAGAUAAGGGAAGGGGAGAAAGUUUGAGAGAUGUGGGAGAACGGUAUUUAUUCGAGCUAGCAAAUAGGUGUUUGGUUCAAGUGGAAAUAGACGAGUUGCCGCUUUAUAAUAGGUUUAAGUCAUGUCGGCUUCAUGAUUUGAUUAGAGAUCUAUGUUUGUCAAAAGGGAAAAGACAAGGAUUUUUGGAGGUUAUGGAUAGAGAGAUGGGAGGAGGAGACUCUUCCAUUUGCAAAACAGAUAGACUGGCUAUCUAUAUGCACAGAUUGGAUAAUGAUCUUAGUUAUAGGAUUGGAGAAAAUAAGAACAUAAGAUCUCUUCUAUUCCUCAAAACGGACUGGGGAAAUAUAGUUUGGUACAAUUACUUUACAUUUGGGAUUUUCAAAUCUCUCAAAGUUUUAGUAUUGGAAGGUUAUUCAUUUGAGAAUCUGAAAUUGCCCAAAGGAAUAGAAAAAUUGAAGCUGUUGAAGCUAUUGAGUAUCGAAAAUAGUACUGUGAAAGAAUUGCCAGCAUCUAUAUGCAAGCUACCUUGUUUGCAGAUAUUGAAUGUGAAACAUACAUUUAGAUUACCUAAUUGCGUAUACAAAAUGAGGCGCUUGAGGCAUCUAUUUUUGCACCAUGAUCAUAAGAGCAUUGGAGGUGAAAAAUUGAAAUUGGAAGGGUUGAAUGAGUUGGAGAUGAUAACUGGGUUCAAGAGUUUGGUUGAUGACAUCACUCAUCUUCUUAAAUUGCCGAAACUCCGAGUAUUGGAAGGAAGAAUUUGUGAUGAAGAAAGUUUGUCAAUGAUUGUUGAUCACAUCUUAAAUCAUCAAGAACAAUUUCGCGACGUACGACUUCAGAUUGAAAUGGAUGUUAAUAUGGAUUCGGAAGAUGGCUCAACUCUUCUCAAAAGGUUGGUGACGUGUCACUCGCUACAUUACUUGAGAAUCGCACAUUGUCAAGUGAGCAAAUUACCAGCUUAUGAAGUUCAACUAUAUCAAAAUGUGAUAGAAUUGCACCUUGUGGGUACAAGGAUUGAGGAAGACCCAAUGGAAAUACUAGAGAAGCUUCCCAUGUUAAGAGUUCUUGGCUUGUGGCGCAAUCCAUAUAUGGGCAAUGAGAUGGUUUGUCGGGCAACUGGAUUUCCUCAACUCAGAGACCUUGUUCUGUUUGGGUUGUCGAAUUUAGUGGAAUGGAGAGUGGAGAAAGGAGCAAUGCUCAAUCUAUCUUUUCUUUAUAUUAAAGCAUGCAGAAAAUUGGCGAUGAUUCCAGAUGGAUUGAAAUUCAUCUCUACUCUCAAAGAAAUGGAAAUUAUGUUAAUGCCACAAGAGUUCAUGAAGAGGGUACAAGUGGUGGAUGGUGAAGAAGGAGAAGAUUAUCACAAAAUCAAACACAUACCUUUCAUUUACAUUUAUAAUUAAGACUAACAAUGGUGAGAGAGUAGUACCUCAUCAUCCUGUUCAUGUGCUUUGCCCUCCAUUCAUUGUCAAUUGCUUCUUGUUUGAAUCAUACAUGGC